AUGGCAGAGGUGGGCCCACACCUUCUCUUGGACAUGCAGGAGACAAGCUUCAAGUAUGUGAUCUACACGCACCUCUCAGAUGCCGGGAAGCAAAUGGCGGCUGGCAGGCGUUCAGGAGCCUGCGGUCUCAUGGCCCUCACGGAGACUUCGGAUGGGCUGUUGGUUUUCGGUCAGCGCUCGCAGUACGUUGGAGCCUUUCCGGGCUACUUCCACUGCGUGCCGGCAGGGGUCGUGGAUGCGCCGGAUCUCUUGCACAUUGUGCAGAAGGAGCUCGAUGAAGAGGCCGGCGUGGACUGGUCCGGCGUUUGCAGAUGCGACUUCUUUGCCUUGCUGGACACCGGGGCCGAACAGGGCCACAAGUACGAGUUUGUGUUGCACCUGCGUUUGGGGCUGUCCGCCAGUGAAGUGUUCAGGCGAUACCAAAGCGCAACCGACAAGAAGGAGCACGAGGCCUUCCUGUUUCUAUGGAAUGGGUCCCAGACAGCAAGGGGUGAGGUGCCAAACGACCUUCCUGUUGUGGAUGUGGCGGACUUCCUGUCGGGCGACUACCUCAUCACCGACGUGGCCCGACGAUCCUUACAGCUUUUUCAGGAGUCCGCAGGCUGCAGGACUUGA
Symbiodinium natans is the source of this 615-nucleotide messenger RNA. The record is from the annotation of a GenBank genome assembly. NCBI's taxonomy places the organism in Eukaryota, Dinophyceae, Suessiales, Symbiodiniaceae.